AGUACACUGUUGCCCUGGAGACAACUUUAAACACAGCUGGAGCCAAGCCGGCACUCCCGGACUGCUCCCCAAAUCGCAGGGGAUUAUUGCGGCCCCCACUGUGGACACAUUUCAGAGCGGAGUGCAGAUGCCCCUGCCUGACGUCGCCCAGUGGGCUGGUGGCACAGCACUGGAAUUGUCCCUCCACACAAGAACCAGACGCCCCGACUGGACCUCAAGGAAGAGGACGCUGACUCUCCUGGAAUGGACCCUGAUAAACAGGCAUGAUGCCUCGUCUGCCACAGUCUUGACGAGCCCUCAACAUGUCUCUGGUGGCCCUACCCUUCUACCAGAAGAGACACAAGCACUUUGACCAGUCAUACAGAAACAUUCAGACCAGGUACCUUCUGGAUGAGUAUGCAUCCAAAAAGCGAGCAUCCACCCGGUCCUCCACCCAGAGGUCUCUUACACAGACGUCGUCUGCGCAGAAGGUGUCCAGCCAGACCUCGAGGAGGACUGCGAGUGUGAGUGCACGGGAGGAGGAACAAGAGGACGAACACAGGUACCGGUCCCUGGAGGCGGCCUACGGAGAGGCCAAGCGGCAACGGUUCCUCAAUGAGCUGGCGCAGCUGGAGGAGGAUGUGCACCAGGUCCGGUCCCACACGCGCAGCACGCUGGACAAGUACGCCCUGCAGCAGACGGUGGAGGACCAGAUGGCCUGGGGGAGGCAUGUGUUCGAGGAGCGCAUGAGCCGGGCCCCGGAGAUCCUGGUGCGGCUGCGGUCGCACACGGUCUGGGAGAGGAUGUCCGUGACGCUGUGCUUCACCGUGCAGGGGUUCCCCGCACCCGUGGUGCAGUGGUACAAGGACGGCAGCCUGAUCUGCCAGGCAAGUGAGCCCGGCAAGUACCUCAUUGAGAGCAAGUACGGUGUGCACACCCUGCAGAUCAACAGGGCGGACUUUGAUGACACGGCCACCUACUCAGCAGUGGCAACAAACAUCCACGGACAGGUGUCGACCAAUGCCGCGGUGGUGGUGAAAAGGUUCCGCGGGGACGAGGAGCCCUUCCACUCCGUGGGACUCCCGAUCAGGCUGCCUCUGUCCUCGGUGAUCCCCUACACCCACUUUGAUGUUCAGUUUCUGGAGAAAUUCGGCGUCACCUUCAGGAGAGAAGGCGAGACCCUCACACUCAAGUGCACAAUGCUGGUGACGCCAGACCUGAAGAGAGUGCAGCCUCGGGCCGAGUGGUACCGGGAUGACGUGCUGCUGCAGGAGUCCAAGUGGACCAAGAUGUUCUUUGGGGAAGGCCAGGCCUCACUGUCCUUCAGCCACCUGAACAAGGAUGAUGAGGGGCUGUACACCCUGAGGAUCGUGUCCCGUGGUGGGGUCAGCGACCACAGCGCCUUCCUGUUCGUCCGAGAUGCCGACCCGCUGGUCACAGGCGCUCCCGGGGCGCCCAUGGACCUGGAAUGCCACGAUGCCAACCGGGACUACGUCAUCGUGACCUGGAAGCCGCCCAACACCACCACAGAGAGCCCGGUCAUCGGCUACUUCAUCGACCGGUGCGAGGUGGGGACUGACAGCUGGGUGCAGUGCAACGACGCGCCUGUGAAGACCUGCAAGUACCCCGUGACAGGCCUCAUUGAGGGACGGUCCUACCUGUUCCGCGUGAGGGCCGUCAACAGCGCAGGUGUCAGCCGGCCUUCCCGGGUCUCUGCCGCCGUGGCUGCUCUGGACCCUGCUGACCUCAGGAGGCUGCAAGCAAUCUACUUGGAAGGAGACAAGGAAAUCGUGAUCUACCAGGAUGACCUGGAAGGCGAUGUUCAGAUCCCAGGGCCCCCCACCAAUGUGCACGCCUCCGAGAUCAGCAGGACCUACGUGGUCCUCAGCUGGGAGCCCCCCACGCCCCGCGGCAAGGAGCCGUUAAUGUACUUCAUCGAGAAGUCCGUGGUUGGCAGUGGCACCUGGCAGCGUGUCAACGCACAGACAGCCGUGAGGUCCCCACGCUACGCCGUCUUUGACCUCGCGGAUGGGAAGUCGUACGUGUUCCGGGUGCUGUCAGCCAACAAGCAUGGCCUGAGCGAGCCGUCGGAGAUCACGUCUCCCAUCCAGGCGCAGGACAGCAUUGUGGUCCCUUCUGCGCCCGGCCGCGUGGUGGCCUCCCGGAACACCAAGACGUCUGUGGUUGUGCAGUGGGACCGGCCGAAGCAGGAGGAGGACCUGUUGGGCUACUACGUGGACUGCUGUGUGGCUGGCACCAACCAGUGGGAGCCCUGCAACCACAAGCCCAUCGGAUACAACAGGUUUGUGGUGCACGGCUUGACCACCGGCGAGCAGUACACCUUCCGGGUCAAAGCGGUCAACGCCGUGGGCACCAGCGAGAACUCACAGGAGUCUGAUGUCAUCAAGGUGCAGGCGGCCCUGACCGUCCCGUCCCAUCCGUACGGGAUCACGCUUCUGAACUGUGACGGCCACUCCAUGACCCUGGGCUGGAAGGUGCCGCGGUUCAGCGGUGGGGCGCCCAUCCUGGGGUACUACGUGGACAAGCGUGAGGCACAGCACCGGCACUGGCAUGAGGUCAACGCCUCGCCGCUGCAGGACAGGCUCCUGACGGUGGAGGGCUUGACAGAAGGCUCCCUGUAUGAGUUCAAAAUCACUGCCACCAACCUGGCAGGAAUUGGGCAGCCCUCGGACCCCAGUGAGCUCUUCAAGUGCGAGGCCUGGACGGCACCCGAGCCUGGGCCUGCCUACGACCUGACGUUCUGCGAGGUGCGGGACACGUCGCUGGUGAUGCUGUGGAAGGCGCCUGUGUACUCUGGCAGCAGCCCUGUGUCUGGCUAUUUCGUGGAUUUUAAGGAGGUGGAUUCUGGGGAAUGGAAGAAUGUGAAUCAGGAGACAACUCCAAACCGUUACUUGAAGGUCUGUGAUCUGCAGCAAGGUCAGACUUAUGUGUUCAGGGUGCGGGCAGUGAACGCCAGUGGGCCGGGGAAGCCGUCGGAUGUCUCGGAGCCGGUGCUCGUGGAGGCCAGGCCAGGCACAAAGGAAAUCAGCGCAGGUGUGGACGAGGAGGGCAACAUCUACCUGGACUUCGACUGCCAGGAGAUGACGGACGCCUCCGAGUUCACGUGGUGCAAAUCCUACGAGGAGAUUGCGGAUGAGGACAAGUUCCGAGUGCACACGGAGGGUGAUCGCUCACGGCUGUAUUUUAAGAACCCGGAUAAAGUGGAUGUGGGGACUUACUCUGUGUCUGUAAGCGACACGGAUGGCGUGUCCUCCAGCUUUGUUUUGGAUGAAGAAGAGCUUGAGCGUUUGAUGGCACUGAGCAACGAGAUCAAGAACCCCACAAUUCCUCUGAAGUCAGAAUUAGCUUAUGAGAUUUUCGAUAAGGGCCAGGUCCGCUUCUGGCUCCAGGCCGAACACUUGUCACCCGACGCCACCUUCCGGUUUGUCAUUAAUGACAGAGAGGUCUCUGACAGCGAGAUACACAGAAUUAAGUGUGACAAGUCCACAGGCCUCAUUGAGAUGGUCAUGGAUAGAUUUACCAUCGAAAAUGAAGGAACCUACACGGUGCAGAUUCAGGAUGGAAAAGCCAAAAACCAGUCUUCUCUGGUUCUCAUUGGAGACGCUUUCAAGACUGUCCUGGAAGAGGCUGAGUUUCAAAGGAAAGAGUAUCUCAGGAAGCAAGGCCCUCAUUUUGCCGAGUAUCUGCACUGGGAUGUCACAGAAGAGUGUGAAGUCCGCCUGGUGUGUAAGGUUGCAAACACCAAGAAAGAAACGGUUUUCAAAUGGCUCAAGGACGACGUUCUGUACGAGACAGAGACGCCGCCCGACCUGGAAAAGGGCAUCUGUGAGCUGCUCAUACCAAAGUUAUCCAAGAAGGACCAUGGCGAAUACAAGGCGACCUUGAAAGAUGACAGAGGUCAGGACGUAUCUAUCCUGGAGUUAGCCGGCAAAGUGUACGAGGACAUGAUCCUGGCGAUGAGUCGAGUCUGCGGCCUCUCUGCCUCUCCCCUGAAGAUCCUCUGCACCCCAGAGGGGAUCCGGCUCCAGUGUUUCAUGAAGUACUUCAUGGAGGAGAUGAAAGUCAACUGGUAUCACAAAGAAGCGAAGAUCUCCUCCAGCGAGCACAUGCGGGUCGGAGGCAGCGAGGAGAUGGCCUGGCUGCAGAUCUGUGAGCCCACGGAGAAGGACAAAGGGAAGUACACCUUCGAGAUUUUUGAUGGCAAAGACAACCAUCACCGCUCCCUGGACCUGUCUGGACAAGCUUUUGAUGAGGCAUUCACAGAAUUCCAGAAACUCAAGGCUGCGGCAUUCGCAGAGAAGAAUCGCGGCAAGGUGAUCGGUGGCUUACCCGACGUGGUGACCAUCAUGGAGGGCAAGACCUUGAACCUGACCUGCACGGUGUUCGGGAACCCGGACCCCGAGGUGGUGUGGUUCAAGAACGACAAGGACAUCGAGCUCAGCGAUCACUUCUCCGUGAAGGUGGAGCAGGCCAAGUACGUCAGCCUGACCAUCAAGGGGGUGACCUCGGAGGACUCCGGCAAGUACAGCAUCCACGUCCGGAACAAGUAUGGUGGCGAGAAGAUCGACGUCACCCUCAGCGUGUACAAGCAUGGGGAGAAGAUCCCCGACAUCGUACCAUCCCAGCAGGCCAAGCCCAAGCUCAUCCCGGCCUCCACCUCAGCCAAGGCUGAGUAGGGGAAGGCGGCCGGCCUGGAGAGGGGACAGAGUGGCCUGGGGUCCUGGGAGCGCUGCGUGCUGUGUGUGGGCGCCAGGACUCGAGGCACGCCUUGUGUGGGCAGAGAAUGGCCGCGUUAGGUGUCUGACUUUGCACUUGGCAAUUGUUAGUUUACGUCUGCCUAGAGGAAUGGCUGAGCCUCACGGGGCAAAGCAGCUUGUGUGGAUGCGGGUGCAGGGGAGGUGGCUGGGGGAGACUUUCUGACAGGAAGUGAUGCCGGCCGUGUCCAGCUGUCCUGUGGUGGCUUUGGUCCUUGGGACCUAGCGGCUCCGAAGUCCAAGAGGCCUGCGGAGGCCGGCAUUACCUGGUUACAUUCUGUUUUCUCUUGCUUAGACAAAUAAAGCUUUAAAAGACUC
Messenger RNA from Chinchilla lanigera (long-tailed chinchilla), 5072 nucleotides. RefSeq names its product myomesin 2 (gene Myom2). Gene Ontology annotation, molecular function: protein binding. The record is from RefSeq and is a predicted model, not a curated record. NCBI's taxonomy places the organism in Eukaryota, Metazoa, Chordata, Mammalia, Rodentia, Chinchillidae. Bases 303 to 4676 code for a protein of 1457 amino acids. The transcript has 38 exons.